Prosopis cineraria is the source of this 2068-nucleotide messenger RNA. Its product is annotated as 1-acyl-sn-glycerol-3-phosphate acyltransferase BAT2, chloroplastic-like. Gene Ontology annotation, biological process: phosphatidic acid biosynthetic process. Gene Ontology annotation, molecular function: electron transfer activity; 1-acylglycerol-3-phosphate O-acyltransferase activity. Bases 1 to 1512 code for a protein of 503 amino acids. The transcript is spliced from 11 exons. The record is from RefSeq and is a predicted model, not a curated record. NCBI's taxonomy places the organism in Eukaryota, Viridiplantae, Streptophyta, Magnoliopsida, Fabales, Fabaceae. Gene Ontology annotation, cellular component: membrane.
AUGCCAUACUUAGAAACUUGGAUCCACAUCAAUGUGGAUGGUGGCGUACCUGUGCUGUUUAUAAGUAUUUGGUCGGAGACAAUGAAUCUUCCCGGUCACUUCCACUUAGGCCACCACUCAUCGUUUCAGAUCGGCGAUUCUCUCCUCUUGAAGUAUAAUCGAGGAUCGGAAUCAAUGCUAGAAGUGAAAGAAGAUGAUAAUCACAACAGCAACAAGUCUAACCGUAUUCAAGGUUACCACAAUGGAGAGGCCAAGGUUGGGUUAAACAAGUCAGAAUCAUACUCUUUCAUAAGUGAACGAGAAUGCUUCGAUGCUAAUUUGCCGACUUUCUCACGCUGUUCACAUUUUUUUAAUAAAUCUAAUCACCAAUUGAAAAAUCCUGGAAAAAGAACUGAGCUGGAACAUGCCUUGCAAUUGGCGACAUCCCGAUACACAAAUUGCUCAUCUCAGUUUGCUUCACUCUCGCUCCUGUCGCCAACCUAUCGUUCCGGUCGCCGGGAAGUGAGAUACUUGCCGAAGUUUUCUACUACUCUGUUUUGCACUCAUAAAGGUUUACUCAUCAGACAUGAAAGUUUGACGAGUGCACUUAAUUCUGCUCAAAGUGGUGUACCAGGCAUUCCAAGGAAGUAUGGCAGUGUGUCAUGGCAAUGUUAUGAUCCAAAGGUAGAGGUUUGUGGACUUCAUCACAGAUGCAAAUUCCAUAGUCAGAAUAAAUUUGCUAGAGAUGUAGUUGUAAGGUCUGAACUUACCGCAGUGGGGUCUUCAGAAGAUGACUAUUCACUAUCCAAAUUAAAAGUGCAAUCAAAGAUCAGGGGAGCAUGUUUUUAUGCUGUUACUGCUUUCAGUGCCAUAUUUCUUUUUGUACUGAUGCUUGUUGGGCAUCCAUUUGUUAUCCUAUUUGAUCGUCAUCGAAGAAAAUACCAUCAUUUUAUUGCCAAAAUAUGGUCUACACUUACCGUGACCCCAUUUUAUAAAGUCAAUUUUGAGGGAUUGCAGAAUCUACCAUCUCAAGAUGCUCCUGCUGUGUAUGUGUCCAAUCACCAGAGCUUCUUAGACAUAUAUACCCUUCUUACUCUAGGGAGAAGCUUCAAAUUCAUCAGCAAGACUAGUAUAUUUCUCUAUCCCAUUAUUGGGUGGGCAAUGUUUCUUUUGGGAAUGAUUCCUUUAAAACGCAUGGACAGGCAAAGCCAACUGGACUGUCUUAAACGAUGCAUGGAUCUUAUCAAGAAAGGGGCCUCUGUUUUUUUCUUUCCUGAAGGAACACGCAGCAAAGAUGGAAAACUUGGCCCCUUCAAGAAGGGUGCCUUCAGUGUUGCUGCAAAAACCAAUGUGCCAGUUGUACCAAUUACCGUUAUUGGAACUGGCCAGAUCAUGCCUGCAGGAAGCGAAGAUAUAGUCAACUCAGGUUCUGUGAAAGUUGUCGUACACAGACCUAUUCAUGGAAGCGAUCCUAUGAUGCUAUGUGAAGAAGCUAGGAACACUAUCGCAAGUGCCCUCGAUUUUCACGACUGAGAAAUACAUGUAUGGAGAUUUUCGGCUCUUUUAUUUUUAUUUUGAGAGAAGCAACCGUAAGAUGAAGACAAUGUCUUAUGAAAUAUCAAUUUUUUGUUUAAAAAAAAUAAUUAGUUGUUAUAAUAAAAGAGAUGAGAUAAAAUAAUAAAAUAAAAUCUAAAUCGUUCGUAUCAAAUCAGAACGACUUAUCUCUACUCUAAGGUUGUUGUGCUGUUUUCCUGGAGCAUGCUGCCACUGUCAGUCGGAUUUGUUGAACGUGAGCCUUAUACGUUGAAGUUAUGAGGAAGGUCAUUGCUUACUAAGAUGCCCCAGUUUGAGUUAUGCAGUACCAGAGGGUGUCUAUCUGAGCUUGCACCUGUUCUAGCACUCAGGUCAUUUGAGAUAUUUCAGAUUAAUUCUUCCUUGUUAGAUUAUAAUCAAUGUUUUUUUUUUUUUAUUUAAUGCAGAGGCUGAAACAAACUGGUUUCAGUAGAACACUAGAGCUAUUGUACAAAUCUUUUUGUUCUAACACUUAACCCUUCCAUGCAUCUCCUGUGUAAAUCAUUCAUUAUCCUCA